Molecule: messenger RNA, 2277 nt
Organism: Zerene cesonia (dogface butterfly)
Lineage: Eukaryota; Metazoa; Arthropoda; Insecta; Lepidoptera; Pieridae
Gene: unc-119
Product: protein unc-119 homolog
Exons: 3
Coding region: 236-877 (213 amino acids)
Biological process (GO): nervous system development; lipoprotein transport; cilium assembly
Cellular component (GO): cilium
Molecular function (GO): lipid binding
Source: RefSeq, a predicted model, not a curated record
UUGUCAUUUUGGCACUGCUGAUUUUCUGUUGGGUGGCUAAGUGCCAACUGGUAUCAAAGUAUUAUGUCGAUGGUAUAGAAUAAAAACCAUAAAAGUAUUGGAAAGUAAGCGUAAAGAAUUGGUAUAGUUAUUGAAUGCAUAUUGGUGAAUUUGAAAUGCAAUUUACUAUAAAUUUACUUUGAUUGCAAAUGUUUUAAAACAUUGUAUUCUUGUUAAAACCAAUAACUUGUUCAAAAUGAGCCUGGUUGGAAAGAAGUGUGAAUCAAUAACGCUUCUUGAAUCAAACAGGGAGGAAAUUUUGAGUCAAGUAACGCCAGAUGAUGUUCUUAAGUUAGAUAAAAUUACGGAGACAUAUUUAUGUAGCCCUGAAGCGAAUGUAUACGAUAUAGAUUUUACGAGAUUUAAAAUAAGGGAUUUGGAAACGGGAACGGUCUUGUUUGAGAUUGCGAAGCCUCCAACAGAUUUUGGGGUAGAUAAUGAGGGUGCGGAGGAUGGAUCUGAAGAACCACUCGAUCCUAAUGCGGGAAGAUUUGUCCGGUAUCAAUUUACACCUCAAUUUCUAAAAUUACGAACUGUUGGUGCUACGGUUGAGUUCACUGUUGGUGCAAGACCAGUUAACCAUUUUAGAAUGAUUGAAAAGCAUUUUUUUAGAGACACUUUACUGAAGACAUUUGAUUUUGAAUUUGGAUUCUGUAUUCCAUUUUCAAAAAAUACUUGUGAACAUAUAUAUGAAUUUCCAACAUUGCCUCCAGAUCUUGUUGAAGAAAUGAUUGCAGCUCCUUUUGAAACAUGUUCUGACAGCUUUUAUUUUGUUGACAACCAUCUUGUGAUGCACAAUAAAGCCGACUAUGCCUAUAAUGGAGGUAUAAACAUAUGAAAUAUUUUGUCAUAAAUUUUUAACUCGGCACUAAAAUGUACUAUUGUACUAUAUAGUCACUAUUGUUUUCAAAGUGUGAUAUUUUAAAAAAUGAAAAUGGUAAAAAGGCUUUUGGUUUGUGUUUUAUGAGAAGGGAUGUAAAAGCAAACAUAGUUCUUAUUUAUUUUAGUAUUUUUAAUUUCAGAAACAAUACAUUUUUAUGUAUUGUUUUUAGCAACAAUAAUGAUAUUGUCAAAAUCUCAAAUAGAUAUAAGUAUAUAACAUUCCAUCAAUAUGUAUAAGUAACAAAAUUGGUUGUUAUGUAGUAGAUGUGUUCAUAAUAUUUAUUAAACAUGUAAUAACAUAAAAAAAUUAUGAAUAAUGUAACUGAUAUCCGUGUUUAAAUACUUUAUGCAUUUAUUUUAUUUUGUAUUACCUAAUUGUAUGUAUAAUUCGUCAUUUAUGAUUAAUUUCAAUUGGAAAUAGAAAUCUAUGAGAAUUCUGAAAUGUGAAAAAGAAGCCUAUAAAAAUAUGAGUGUAACUUAUUUCCACUAAAUGUUUUGAGUCACUAGAGUUGUUCUUUCUCACACUUAAGCACUUAAGUUUGCCACUUUUGAAACACCAUUUAUAUUAAUUUAGAUUUUAAGCAAGAACUUUAUACUAUAAGUUAUCUAGUCAUUUUGAUGUUUCUGCUUUAUAUGUAUGAUUAUAAGAGAUGAGAAGGUGUAUAUGCAAAUGUGUGAUUAAGUACAGGGAGUGAGAAUAAUGUGAAAAACAAAUUCUCGGUAUUUUUCUCGUCUGUAUAAUGUAUUUGAAUAAACAAAAGGAAGAAAUUGAAUACACUACAUUUACAUUGUCUUUACUUGGUUCUUAAUUUCUUCCCUCCUAAAAAAAAUUAUAUUUAUUGCUAAUCUUUAUGGAAGCACAUAAUGAUUUAAUAUUGUAAUGUAUGUGAAACUUUACUACUUACAUAAUAGAAUUAUAUUUUGUAACUCAGAGAUUGAUUUUAAUGACAAUGGGUACAGCAUUGCUUACCUUGUUAAGUAUGAAAAAUGAAUUUGCCUUAGAUUGGCAGUAAAAAGAAUAAUUUGUACUUUGUUUUUAAAUCUUUUUAAAACAUUGUUGAUUUCAUUUUUUUUUGCUUAUACUUUUGAUGCACGGCAAGAUUAAAUAUAUAAAAAAACUAAGGCCCGAUUGAUCACAAAAUGCCGUCCAUCGGCUUGUCUAUCAAGUCAUGCUUUAAAUAUUCACAAUGAAAAUGUGUUCAAUCCUUAUUUGUUUAACUAUUUAAUUAUAAAUAAUUUCAAUAUUUAAUGUUGAAGUUCAGAUGUAUUGAGGAAUCGAUGUUCACUUUGAAAGUAGAACAUAAUGAAGCUUGUAAUGUUAGAGGGUAUAAAAUUAAAAUAAAAAAAUCCAAUGAA